Messenger RNA from Triticum urartu, 1146 nucleotides. RefSeq names its product BTB/POZ domain-containing protein At2g24240-like. The record is from RefSeq and is a predicted model, not a curated record. Gene Ontology annotation, biological process: protein homooligomerization. NCBI's taxonomy places the organism in Eukaryota, Viridiplantae, Streptophyta, Magnoliopsida, Poales, Poaceae. Gene Ontology annotation, molecular function: protein binding.
AUGUGCACGCCACAACCAGCCGCCGGCCGCAUCCGGCUGAACGUCGGCGGGCAGGUGUUCGAGACGACGGCUGACACACUCACAGGCGCAGGCGAGGGAACCAUGCUCGCCGCCAUGUUGGAACCCUGCUGGAACGCCGGCGCCACCGGGGGCGUGCCCGAGUACUUCAUCGACCGCGACCCGGCCUGUUUCGCCUCGCUCCUCGACAUGCUCCGCACGGGCGAGCUGCAUGUCCCGUCUGCCAUCCCGGAGCGGAUGCUCUUCCAGGAGGCGUCCUACUAUGGCCUCCUUGACCAUGUCCGCGCUGCUCGCAUCGGUGAGCUCAAUCUCUACAGGGUCCGGCUGGCCGCUUCCGUGCCGCCGGGGCGUAGGCCAGUGGCCUGCCCGGCCGUCCGUGCGGCGCCAGACGGGGGGUGUUGCGUCAAGCACGACCCCAUCGUGCGGGUCUACAACCGGAUGCUCGAGGAGCGCCAGCCACAAACAAACGUCUUUGCUAGCUGCAACAACUCGGGCAUAACUCAAGGAAUUGGCUACGGCAUCGGUGUUUGGGACUGCAUCACCGGCGAACAGACAAGCUCUUUCUUUGACCCGAAGUAUGUCGACGCUCUGACCGACGCCAGCAAGCUUCAGUGGCUGGCAAGCACCAACGCCCUCAUGGCUGUCAAGGCGUGCUCACCGAAAGAUGCUUUCUCGCCGUCUUCCAUCACUCUGGUGGAUUUCCGGGAUAUGAGUGUUGUGUGGUCAUGGUCUGCCGGCAGCCGGAGAUGGAACGAAAGGCGUGUUGCCGAUGCCGUCGUGAUGGAGGACGAGAGGUCGGUCCGCUUGAUCAGCCAGGACCAUGAUCUCGGGUUCCUCGACAUCCGUUCUCGGGGCUCUGUCCAGGAGCCGUGGACAUAUUGUAACGCGACGACCCCGACGUGCUAUCCGAAGCUCGCCGUGCACGGCGGACUGCUCUUAGCGUCCAAGGAUGACAGCAUCUCGGUGUAUGGCGGCCCAAAUCAUGACCGCCUGAGGCUGGCGCUGCGUGGGAGCCAAGGCGGUGGCGCCAUUGCCGACUUCUCGGUUGGGGGCGACCGUCUCUUCCCGGUGCAUCAUGAGGACAACUUGCUGGAUGUGUGGGAGACACUGCCACCUCCCAUCGCCUAA